Molecule: messenger RNA, 3438 nt
Organism: Spodoptera litura
Lineage: Eukaryota; Metazoa; Arthropoda; Insecta; Lepidoptera; Noctuidae
Product: neo-calmodulin
Cellular component (GO): myosin II complex
Molecular function (GO): calcium ion binding
Source: RefSeq, a predicted model, not a curated record
UCAGACUUUGAGUAAACAAGUCGUGUCUUGUAAUUCCUUUGUUCGGUUAGGGUAAGGAUUUUUUUAGUGUUUAGUCGUGGCGUUGAGACGCCCCCUUUAAUAUGGGUCGUUUAGCGCGUGCGCGAACAUUUUGACAUAGGUUAGCACAGCACCUCAGCCUCUUUCAGUGUAGCAGUAGUGUUACUGAACACGCCCGUAUCUCAGCGCUCCAGUGCAUUAUACUCACAUACCUACAACUAAUUCAUCACACGAUUUUUUUCUUAGCGCAAGCUGGGCGGGCGUGGCAACGCCUGCUGUACCGCGACGAACAAACGCACAAACAUAUUCACCGCGGUGAACAACUUCUUCGCUGAUUCGCCACUGGUGAAUCAGCUCAAAGGUAUCAUGACUAGACAAACAAACAGCAGUGGAGGAGAGCCGGGCCCUCCAGAUGAAUCCCGCUCCAGCAACAGAGACCCGCCGACACUGGCACUCAGCCCUUCAGACAGUCAGCAGCUCCCCGAGCAGGCGUCUCCGAGCAAACCGCCACGUCAGGUGACGUUCCUAAAACCGGCCGCCGACACCACCCUCGACAGGAAGGCGUCCAUCGUCGACGAGACCUCUGGCAUCACCAGGACCCAAAUGAAAGAAUUCCGUGAGGCAUUCCGUCUAUUUGACAAGGACGGUGAUGGCACCAUCACGAAGGAGGAGCUCGGCAGAGUCAUGCGCAGCCUGGGCCAAUUCGCUAGGGUCGAAGAACUACAGGACAUGCUGCAGGAGGUCGACAGUGACGGCGACGGCAACGUCAGCUUCGAGGAGUUCGUGAGCAUCCUCUCCAAGUCCAUGAGUGGUCCUGCAGGGAACACCAGCUCCGCUGAGCAGGAGGAGAGGGAACUACGAGACGCGUUCAGAGUGUUCGACAAACACAACCGAGGUUAUAUAUGCGCAUCAGACCUGAGGGCUGUCCUUCAGUGCUUGGGAGAGGACUUGUCUGAGGAAGAGAUCGAGGACAUGAUCAAAGAGGUCGACGCAGAUGGCGAUGGCCGCAUUGAUUUCCUUGAAUUCGUCCGCGCCCUGGGUGAACCUGAGGAUGCGUGUGACGAUGAAGACGAGGACGACACGACUGAAGGACCAGACCUCGUGCUACCACGACCUGUAGCUGCCAACUAAACUGCCGAUAUAGUUACGUAGCCAGGAUUAGGACAAAAUGGGACUAGUACUACUACUGGUAAAAAGAACUGCAAAGGAAUUGUAGUAUCAAAAAUGAUAAAGCUGCAAUAGAAUGAGAAGCUAUUUGAUAAAAGAUGAAAGCGAAAAUGAAACAAUCAAAAUUUCAUAGCAAUGUAUAAAAUUUUGUGUGGUACUCAACAACUAUUUAAUGAAUUACCUACCACUUCAAAUUGCAAACGGGGUAUUGAGGUUUAUGCCUAAAAAUACCUACAUAGGUAGUUAUUUACCUACAUACAAAGAAUAAGAAAUAGUGUAUAGUUGUCCAAGCUCAAAGAUAAACAAGGUCAAGAAAAUCGACUCCUGGCUACGUAAAAUAUCGACCGCUUAACGCUAACGCUGGCUUUAAUUAUUUAUUACGUUGUUAAUACUAAAACACAACAAAUUUUAAGGAGUUUGUACGCGCCUAAAACAAACUUCGAAUCAAUAUUAAAAGUUUUCUGACGAAUUACAAGACAAAUAUAGCUCAAAACUGUUGAGAAAAUGCAGCCUUGUCAGCGGGGCCCGCCCGCUAAAUUAAUUGGGGCCCACUGUCAAAAUUACGCGCUAUGCUCUGAUGAGAAUCUCAAAUAAUAUUAAACUAUUUGUCCAAAUUCCAAUAAGUUGUAGAAUUUUGAUAGACAUAGCAAGCAAGAACUAGAUUCAAAAAUAUAUUUUUUAUUAUUAUUUUUCACGACUACAAUACCUACGUAUUAAAUGGGUAAAAACAAAACAAUUCAUUGAAAUAAUGUACUUAUAUUAUAAAUUGCUUGUUCUUAAACAGGAAUUCUUUAAUGAUAGAUAUUAAUUUUUAAAUAAUGAAACAUGAUUAAUUGUUGGCUUGGGCUGUAAAUAGCUUGCAGAAAAGUAUAACGUUUUUCUUUAUAAAUCAACUUAAAAGUAUUUCAAAAAUUAUCACGUCUACAUUUUUAAUAUAAAACCCCAUGUAUUGUAGAAACUAUAAAAAUAUUUAUUAACAAUAACAACGAAUGCUUCCUAAAAUCAAAUAUUUCAGCUGUUACCAUAAUGAAGCUAAAUUGAUCAUAGUACCCAUAAGGAAUCCACUUAGUCUUCAUUCAUAGUAAAUAAUAAUUAUUGUGUAACUCCUAAUAAAGUACUUACUUGACACAUUUGUAAAUUUUGUGGACAUAUUUUACAAGCAUGUAAGUACAUGUAGGUACCUACAUGUAGAAUAUUUUCAUAAAAUAACACAGUAUAAUAUGUCUAUGAUGGUACGAGAUUAAUCAUCUACAAACCACUACUGGAAAGCUAGUGUUGUAUUUUAUUCAAAGACCUAACAAUAAACUGGCUAAUGUUUAAUGUACACACGGCUACACAUCGAGCUUUACAUAACCAGUAUAAACUGAACGUUAAAUGUGCGGAAAGAUGAUGCGACGCGACACCAGGAUAAACUGGUUUUGUAUAGAUUGAUCUGUGGCCGUGUGUACACAAUCACCAACUGUUCAAUAAACGCCGUUUCUAACAGAAAGAAACGGAAGGCCUAUCGAAGCCGUCGUCCAUGCGGCAGAAAAUAAAAUUGAGUGAUUUUCCAUUGAAACACCAAUUUUUUAUUAAUAAAAAGAAAUCAUAAUAAAUUGUAAAUAUUUUGUCCUUUUUACUCUUUCAAAUUACUGUAUUGACGAGUGAGAUAGUUGCAACGUAAAUCUUACCUUGCUUGUGACUAUUUUAAGAAUAUAAUUACUAUUUACAUUUCGUAUAUUUACUGGCUUAAUGUUUUUGCCUCUCAUUAGAAAUAUUAAGAAUGAAAUAAAAUACAUUGCUGGGUAGAUAGUAGCAAAUACUUCUUUUACCUACCUGAAAAGAUAUGCCUUUAGCGGCCCACUGAUUGAUAUAGGGGCCCCACUGAGUUCAAAACAGGGGCCCGACCGUUAAAUAAUUUAAAUACUUAAAACACUUAGUGCCAAAUAUCAGAUAAAGAAAAAAAUAACAGUAUUUUUGGUUUCUAACUAACUAAACUAUGUGCUAAAUUUACCCAGCACUGUAAAUACUAGAAUUAUUUUUUAAAUAUCUCCUUCACAAGAUUUUACCUAUCAAUAAUUAAUAACUUAUAUUAUCAACUAUUUAUACCUCAAAGUUUUCAACAUAUCCUAACAAGAAUUUACAUAUAAUCAGAGCUUUUAUUUGUCUAAUAAAAUGCAUGAAUAGAUAUUAAAAUUAAUGAUAUUUCGCAAAUAUUGAUGUUGUACAUGAAUAAUACAGAACCAAUAUACAAAUUAAAUGUUCUAGAAACAA